Messenger RNA from Naumovozyma castellii, 4548 nucleotides. It is a transcript of the gene BCK1, whose product is annotated as mitogen-activated protein kinase kinase kinase BCK1. Lineage: Eukaryota; Fungi; Ascomycota; Saccharomycetes; Saccharomycetales; Saccharomycetaceae. The transcript has a single exon. Bases 1 to 4548 code for a protein of 1515 amino acids. The record is from RefSeq and is a predicted model, not a curated record.
AUGCCCUUUUUAAGGAAGAUUACAGGUAAUGGCACCCAUUCCCGAUCUGGAUCGAACUCAUCGAUUAAACUCAACAACCAAAAUACUCCACAACAAUCUACAACGAAACAUCCCUUACCGAAAAUAUCAUCAAGGAAGAAUUUAUCGGGAGAUUACAGAGAUUCUGUAGUUUCCAAUGGAUCAGCUAUAAGUCAUGAUUUCAAGACUAAUAGCUCCAUGCCAAGCUCUAAUGUCUCUACGCCUAACUAUGACACCAAAUCGAAUAUAACCAGUCCAAUAUUUCAAAAUAAUAGUUCUGAAGAGAAUCAUCUGAUAGGGAGUACAUCGUCUACUAUGUCUGGCAUAACAAUGAUUAGUGAAUCACAGAAAAAUGACUCGAGAAAAUCGUCUGGAGGCAGUACAAACAGCUUAUCCUUUGACAAACUGAUUCUUUCGUGGGACCCGACGGAUCCAGAUGAAUGGACCAUGCAGCGUGUCAUUUCAUGGUUCAAAUUCCAUGAGUUCCCAGACACAUGGAUGAAUUUCUUUCGAAGACAUCAAUUAUAUGGUCACAACUUUAUCAAAUUAUUAGCAUAUGAGAAUUUUGCUAUAAUCGAAAGAUUUUUACCUCAAAAUAAGAAUGGGUCUUAUACUAGAUUCCAACAUCUUCUAAAGAAAACAAUGACGAAGAAUGUCAAUAAUACUCAUCAUAUAAGGCAAAAAUCUCUAGAGAAAUCCAAAUCCUCAAGAAGUUCUAGUGAUUCCAUUAAACUAAAAAAUAAAUCACAAGAUGAAAACCAAUCUUCGUCAUCAUCGUCAUCUAGAUCUGCCUCAGAAUCAGCGCUGACACCGACUAAAUCUGGUCCUUCGUUCAAAACAGAAACAACACCACUAUCGACAACAAGAACUCAUCAAAAAACUAAGAGUGCAAGCUCUUUAUAUAGAAGGAGUUUUAUUUCGUUGAGAGGCUCAUCUUCUUCAAAUUCUUCUAAUCAUACAAAGAGCCCUUCUUCCAACAUCAAAUUAUACAUUCCGUCGCGCCCAGAAUCCAUUAGUGAGUUAAAUAAUGGGAACAUAAAUUCUUCCUCUUCUACACCAAACAAGAAUACAACACCUCCAAAAUCUCCUUCAUACCCGGGAUUAUUUAAACGUCAUCAAAAAAGUAACUCUUCAGAAUCAUCGUUAUUGAAUACUCUCUUUGGAACUUCAAAUACAAAUAAUUCUACACCAAAGGAAAUUGCAAACAGUAGUAAUCUUUCAAAUUAUACAACCUCUAAUUCUUCCCGAUCUUCUGCAUCAUCCAACUCCAAUCAUCGUCACAGUGCAUCAUGUGAGAGUUUGUCGAAAAUUAGAGGAAUUGAAAGUUCAUCACCAUCACUAUUGAGACAAAGCUCCACUUUCCAUGAAGAGAAGGGUACAAUAUGGGAAAAAUUAAAGAGAAGGAGCCAAGUAAUGUCACAACAUCCAACUGUAUCGUCAUCAUUAUCAAUACCGUCCCCUUCGCCGACCAUGUCUGCUAAUUCAAGCAUAACCACACUGACUCCAAAUGGAGGUAACAUAUCGCCAACACCGUUGUCAACUCCCAAUACUAAGUUAAUACCUUCACAGAAACCUAUACCAUCCAAGACCCCUAAGAAAUUGAAUACUUCAGCUUCUACAACCAAUACUAAUAAUAAUAGUAACAACAACAUCAUCAAAGAUACUGUCAAUGUAUCAAAACCCCCAAUUGACAGGAUGUUUUUUCCUCAAAAAAAGUUAGAUGAAAAAUCUGAUGUCGAGAAACGUUAUAUAUUGGUGACAAAAGAUAAUGUAUCGUUCAUACCAAUAAAUAUUGGGCCAAUAAAAUCAUUAGAUAAAUUAAGGGAUCUAAUAAUGUUAAAACUUAAUCUUUCAAAUACAAACUUUGCAAUGCACAUGACAGAUUUCAAUCAUGACAUCGGUAUCACUAUUCCCGACAGUGUAUUAGAAACUUUUACCAAUUACGGGUUUAAUGACACUACCGGAAAAUUCUUCAUUAAAGACUUGAACAAACUUCCCAAAAGAAGAAGCAGAGCUGCCACUGUUUCUAGUGAAAAUCAUUUCAGAUCAUUAAAAAGUAAGAGCUCUGCGGGUUCCAUGGCCAGCAGUAUGGUUACUAAUAAUGAUGAAGCAUCAAUUGCAACCUCUUCUUCAGACAUAACAUCAUUUGAUGACUUUGCAUCUGCAAAUGGAAGGAGAUAUCCCCAAACACCGAGUUAUUAUUACGAUGCUGUUUCUAACAAUGCUAAUGCUAGUAAUAAUAAUAGCAAUGGCACCAACGAGGAACUAAAUUAUUGGAAUUAUAAAGAUCACGCCGUCUUAGAAGAGAAGGUUGGUGGGGCAUCCAAAUUACAGACAAAGACUGCUCCAAAAUUUAAUCUAAUAUUACCUGAAAAGAAUAUUAUACCGAAGUUACCAUCAAGUAGUUCAGAUAAGAAGGGUACAUUUCAAAUACUUAGAAAAGAAGAAGCUAGUGAAAUUGAUUUCAAUAAGAGACGUGAAUCACCAUAUUCAAAACCAGAAUUGGCUCCUAAAAGGGAAGCCCCCAAACCACCAACAAAUGUUUCACCUCAAAGAGUUUUAUCGAUAUCAAGUCAGUCAUCUACUAUACCUGGAACUUUGAGGAGGACGACAACCAAGAUUUAUAGAAAUGGGAAAGUCAAACGUCGUGAACCGCCUAUAAUAUCGACAUCAGCUGAUUCAGUAAGCCCAUCAAAUGAGCAUAUUGUCACUUCUUAUACACCUGGGUCCACAAAUGUAUUGGUUCCUCAACCGUAUAAAGGUGCUAACCCUGACGUACCAAGGAAGGUGAAGUCUGAUGAUGAUACCGUCUUAAACCCUAUAUCUGCAUUUAUGAACAAACAAAGGGUAAACAGAUCAAAUUCAACUAUUUCAACUUCAAAUUCUAUAUUCCACUCUCCAUCCCCAUUACUGAAAAGGGGUAGCACACGAAGAAUUGUAUCAUCCACUUCUGCUGCUGAUGUGUUCGAAGAAAAUGAUAUUACUUUUGCAGAUGUUCCCUCAUUGUCAGAUUCUGAUGGGAAUGAUGAUAAUGACACAAGUUCGUCGGAUGAUAUUAUUUGGGCAUCUAAAAAACCAUCAGUAUCAGAAGACCGUCCUGAACCACCAUCAAACGAUGAUAUGGUUCUGAAGCCCAUCAAGUCGGAAGAUAAUGAUAAGAUAGAAAGGAAAAUGACCUUGAGACCAUCACCAGAAGUAGUCUAUCAGAAUCUUGAAAAAUUCUUUCCGUCAGCAGACCUAGAUAAACCUGUUGUUGAAGGAAUGGCCUCCCCUACUUCACCUCGAUCAAUAGACCAUAAUAUCUUUCAGACUACAAAUAGUGAUACACCGAGAUCGAGCGCCCCCACCUCGCCAAUAGCACAUAGUAAACCGACCUUAUCAGAGUCCCCAACAGAUACUUUGAAAAAUCCAAGCUUAAGAAAUAAUGUCCUAAAAUUACCAAGGAGAACGAAAACUAUAAGAACUAUUGCUCAUGAGGCUAGCGAAAAGAGAAAGAAGUCAAUUAAAUUGAAAAGACAAAACACAAAGAUGUGGGGCACAAGGACUGUAGAGGUCACCGAAAAACAACUGGUUUCUAUCAAUAAAUCAAGGAAUUCUAAAGGUGAGUACAAAGAAUUUGCAUGGAUGAAAGGUGAAAUGAUCGGGAAGGGUUCCUUUGGUGCCGUUUACUUAUGUUUAAACGUGACCACUGGAGAAAUGAUGGCAGUUAAACAAGUAGAAGUGCCAAAAUACAGUUCCCAGGAUGAAGCAAUUAUCAGCACAGUAGAAGCACUCAGAUCUGAAGUGUCAACCUUAAAAGAUCUUGAUCACUUGAACAUCGUUCAGUAUUUAGGGUUUGAAAACAAAGAUAACAUAUACAGUUUAUUUUUGGAAUAUGUUGCAGGUGGCUCAGUAGGGUCAUUGAUUCGAAUGUACGGAAGAUUUGAUGAACCGUUGAUCAGGCAUCUGAACACACAAGUUCUUCGAGGAUUAGCCUACUUACAUUCGCGAGGUAUUUUGCAUAGAGAUAUGAAGGCUGAUAACCUUCUAUUAGAUCAAGAUGGGGUCUGCAAAAUCAGUGAUUUUGGUAUUUCAAGAAAGUCAAAAGAUAUAUAUUCGAACUCUGAUAUGACAAUGAGGGGUACCGUUUUUUGGAUGGCUCCAGAAAUGGUUGAUACAAAACAGGGCUACAGUGCCAAAGUUGACAUCUGGUCCCUUGGAUGUAUUGUUUUAGAAAUGUUUGCCGGAAAGAGACCUUGGUCUAAUUAUGAAGUUGUUGCUGCAAUGUUUAAAAUUGGGAAAUCAAAAUCAGCUCCUCCAAUUCCGCCUGAUACUUUACCACUUAUAUCACAAAAUGGAAGAGAUUUCUUAGAUGCAUGCUUUGAAAUAGACCCCGAUAAUCGACCCACCGCAGAUAAUCUAUUAUCUCAUCCAUUUAGUGCAGUAGAUCCAUACUUUGAUUUCAAAACUACAAAGCUAGCUUCUUUCAUUAAAUCAAACGAUAAGAUAAAUUCUACUAAACUGAGGGUUAUUUCGCAGGAGAAGAAGUAG